Messenger RNA from Archocentrus centrarchus (flier cichlid), 3853 nucleotides. It is a transcript of the gene yaf2, whose product is annotated as YY1 associated factor 2. Gene Ontology annotation, biological process: positive regulation of DNA-templated transcription. The transcript is spliced from 4 exons. Gene Ontology annotation, molecular function: DNA binding; transcription coregulator activity. The record is from RefSeq and is a predicted model, not a curated record. The coding region runs from base 130 to 690 and encodes 186 amino acids. Gene Ontology annotation, cellular component: nucleus. Lineage: Eukaryota; Metazoa; Chordata; Actinopteri; Cichliformes; Cichlidae.
AUUUCCCAAGCGGAGUUUCCACGACAGCUGGAAGCCGAGCGGCACAAGCGCAUCGCUUCUCGGCAAGAAUUUUUUGAAAUAACAAGACUCCUGCUCGUCUCAGCACCUCCAGAUAAACCCCGGUCUGGCAUGGGCGACAAGAGGAGUCCGACAAGGCCGAAGCGUCAACCGAAGCCCUCCUCCGACGAGGGGUUUUGGGACUGCAGCGUGUGCACGUACAAGAACACGGCAGAGGCUUUUAAGUGCAUGAUGUGUGAUGUCAGGAAGGGGACAUCAACAAGGAAGCCACGUCCUGUCUCCCAGCUCGUCUCCCAGCAGCAGGUAACGCAGCAGUUUGUUUUGCCCUCGCAGCCCAAAAAAGAAAAGAAGGAGAGAGUAGAGAAGGAGAAGAGCGACAGAGAGCCACCGCUUAAGAAAAACAACCACAAGAAGAUGAGGCCGAGACUAAAAAACAUCGACCGAAGCAGCGCCCAGCACUUGGAGGUGACGGUUGGGGACCUGACAGUCAUCAUAACAGACUUUAAGGAGAAGGCCAAGCCCUCGGCCGCCUCGGCCACUUCCUCCAGCUCUGCAGCGUUGGCCGACCCCCACAGCCAGAAUGGCUCCAGCUCAGAAAACACAGAGAAGGGCCUUUCCUGCUCUUCUUCACCCAGAGGAGAGGGGAGCUCGGUCAACGGAGAGUCUCACUGAGUCAGAACCUUGAACACCCCCCCUCCCCCUCCCCAAGUUCCCAUCAACAUCUCAUCUGCAAGUCCACAGGUCACUAGAGGAGUAUCACAAUGAUGACAAACUGUUUUUUUUUUCCCUUUGCUUAUUUCCUUUCAAAUAUUUUGUUUUCAGUAGGAAUUUUUGACAAGUUGCAAGGACAUCAAAUUUGGCAAGUUUGAUCAGUUUGAUCAGAUUUUCUACACAGUGGAAUUGUGCAUUUAGAAAGCAAUAUGAAGUUUGCGCUAUCUUUUUUUGUAAAUUGGACAUUUUUUUUGUUUGCGUGUGUGUGUAGUCAAAAGUAUGCCACACACUGUCCAAAGCUUGCUGCUGGAAUAUUUACUCAAAGACUGAUGAGGAACUUCUUCUGACCAGAGAAACAAGGUUUGGGACAGAGUGCUGGAUCCUCAUGCUUUAGGUUUCCUUCACACGCACCUAGCCUCCAUGAUUAUUCUUUUUUUCCCUACAUAAUUUCUUCUUCAAAGAAAUGUGCAUCCUUACCCUUGCUGUCAUCAGCAGCAGCAGCAGCUGCCAGCAGAGUGACCUUUUCUUCCCCCAUGUGGAAUAUUCUGCCUCUGCCCGAAAUCAUUACCUACCUGUUAUAAACCUGAACCAUCGGUUUUCACGGUGUCCCCACACUGAACCUUCAGCCUGAUCUUGACACUCUCGAGCUUCUCCUCCUGGACUGCCUCUGCUGUAGUGACUUUUUUUUUUUAAACACAGCACAGUGGCUGUACUCCCUCUGCCACCUUUUGGUGUUUUUGCAUAAUGAUUGAAGCCGGCUGGUUAGUGAAAGUAUGUUAUAUCCCCUGACAGGAAGGCAGAGUAUAAAGGAAAAUUCUCGUGUCAGAGUCAGCUAUAGAAGGGUGACAAAUGAAAGGAAAAAUCUGAACCUUUGACCCCCUGCAGUGAAGAUAAUGGUGGCUCUGUUAAGGAAAAGAGUCUAUUUGGCUGGCAUAGUUUGAGUCCGAUUGUCCGAUUACAGGGAAAACCAGUACAAAGUUGUCACCUUUAUCAUGUGUUGAAAUAUUUCUGUGAUGGGAGUGGUCUCUUCCAGGAUGGGUGUCUCCAUCAUAUAAAUGAUCAGAAUCCGAUUUUAUGACCUUCACAAUCACCGCAUCUGAAACUUAUUGAAUAUAUAAAAGAUAUUCUAUCACCAGCUUCAAAUGACCAAAGUAGGUGAUACCUUUAAGAAGAGUAUAAACUGAAGAGCAAAGACUGAGACAGUUUAUGAUGUUUUUUCCUUUAAUCUGUCACCCUUCUGGACCUUUCGAGUGCAUUCAGCUGCUUUACUAUCCUUGCUGUCAUUCAUUUUGGGCAAUAGCUACCACAAACCUGAGUUUGUAUUAAGUGAUUUUUUUUUUAAACAUAUAAACACACUACUUAAGUAUUUUAGUACACAUAUUUGCAGCCUUUUAUUCUACAUUACCUUGCGAAGCUCUGUGUAGGAAUGCCAACUUCCAUCAUGACUUGAUCAGACAUUCAGCAGUCUUUAAAUGCCAGCUUCCUAGUGCAAAGUCCAUGUAAUUUAUCAGUGCCCCCAUGUAACAAUAGCACAGGUCAUUUUCUGGUGAAUUCACAGCAAACCAGUGGGUGUCAUGUGUCCUGCCCAGGAAGCAGCCUCAUGUUCAUGUGAACGUGGCCUUUUGUGGAAAACUGACUACAAAUAUUUGUCAGUUCUGCAGCAACACAUAGCUUUUGUUGUUGUUGUUUUCUGCCCUUGACAUAAACCAUCCCUAGACUGAUCACCCAUCUUCAUGGUGAUAGGUACUAGCAGACCAUAUCUGGGCUAAAAGAUGGAUAAAAAUUGGACUUGUGUUGCUCAGAUUCACUGAUCUAAGAGAGGCCUGUGCCGCGUGAUAUAUGUCUGCUAGAUAAAUAAACUGACAGAGUUAAAAUCAAUAGAAUCUUAGCGCUGUGAUUCAUUGAGUUGAUCUCUUUAUGCCCUCUAGCUAUAAAAAAAAAUCACUUAAUGCAACUUGAGGAAUUAUGCAGACAUGUUACAGAUUAAAGUUGGUGUGACUCUGCUCAUUUUUUUUAUCUGUCACUUUGUAGCUCCAUAAAGUAAACAAACCCUGUCACGUGUCACUCAUUUCCUUUAGGAUGACGCUGACAUGAACCCACAGACUGAUAUAUACUCAGCAUGCUGCCUUACAGAUACACAUAAUUAGUUUGAAGCUUUUAUUUGCUGUGCUUUUAUUUUCUUGGAAAAUCAAUUCCAAUCCAGGUUUAUCAUGUGUCACUGAGAUAUUGUCAACUAAACAUAGUAGGUGGUAAAGCUGUAAGUGCCACCUGUAUUCUCCUGUUAAUCUUGGCUUCAGCUUCUCCUUCACCUCCACAGUUUAAGACUGAAGAUCUUCAGGAGGACCCUGCUGUUGAACACUAUUGAGUAGAUGUGUAUGAGUCUCAGGAAGCGCAGUUUGCUCACUCACGUGCUGUUCAGCCUCCCAGUGAGAACCAGAGGGUGCUGAUAUUGCUCUGCAGCCACCCUUUGGAUUCAGCUUUGUGCUUGUACAAUGGGGAAAUGAGUUGUGGACUUGCACUUUUAUGAGCUGGAUGAGCGAUGUCUUGCAGUGUGAUGGACUUAUUUACUGACGUAGCAAAAAAGAAAAAAAGAAACUAGGCAGAGCUUUAGAGUAUUCAAAACUCCCAGCAGAACAACUAUAGAUCAACCUAACUACACAAUAACUUAUAAAACAUGUAGAAUAAUUAAACAGAUGAAAUAGAUAUUUCUAAAAUAUUGUACUACAAUGUUUUGAUGUGGUUGUAUUAUCCAUCAUACCAGUGUUAUUGUUGAGAUUUUUACUCACUAUUUUAGAACUCAUCCUGAGAACUGUCAUGGCAUGAUGAUACUAAGGUCUUGCUAUAUUGUGGGAAAGGUUACGUCUCUUAGUUUCUUAGUAUUUGUUUCAAUGUGUCAGAGGCGUCUUUCUCUUAGGUUCACUACUCUAGCUGGGACUAGGUGUGUGAACCUGAGGAGAACUGCUCAGACGAACAUUUGCUCUUUAUGGCAAAAAUGGAACACUUUAAAUGUGUUAGUGUCACUUAUUGAUAUAGGUUUUGUUUGUUUUGUUUUUUUUUUUCCAUGCUCAUUUGUUUUAAAAUGUGUGAACUUGUUUAUUACAUGUCUGAAUAAGAAACUUACAAA